UUGUUGACAAAUCGCUCAAAAUUGUUAUGCUAUACUUUACUAUUGUUUCAAUUUUUCCUCACUUCGAUAGUAUCUUAAGGCCAAAAUAUCUUAUUUUAAAAGCUUUAAGCGCAAUUUUGACCUUAAUGUACCAACCAACCAGCGGCCGACAGGCGAAUGUAGGUUGGUGAUGUCGUUAGAAAUGAGCCGAUAUUUUAUCUCUAGGUUUGUUUGCAAUUUUAUGAUAUAAAGGGCUAGCUUGGUAUAGAUAAGAUAAAUAGCGCUCUAGUCUUUGACUUGUAAAGCAGUAUUUCAGAUAGGUAUAGACACUGAGAGGCAUGCGAAGGUUUGUUAGGUAUUAUUCAGUUUAGGCCACUAAAUAAAUACUUUUAUCAUGAGAGCACAUGCAUUGGAAGUAUAUGUGAAUAUCCUGCAUGAUAACAUAGUAAUAAUAAUAAAAUGCCAACAUCAACUAAGAUGUCUACAAGACGACGACAUAAGACAGUAAUAAAACGCAUUCUGUUGGAUUACUAAAGCCUACUAACGCGGUAAUAUUUACAUUGACGUUUAUAGUAGCUAAAAUUAAACAGAGCAACUUAGUCCUAUUUGAACUUUCUAACUCCAGUUAUUAAACGUGCCAAACAUCUUUGGUCUAUAAUUAUUGUAAACGAACUAACGCGGCCGUCCUAUAACCGCAGGAGAAACACAAGGCUAUAACACAAUUUAUAUGGCAGGGGCUCUCUCGUGUAAUUGGGGUCUUUUUAUGAGGGGUCAAGCAUGUUUUUGUACCCUAAAGUUCUUACUCCAGAUAUAUGUGGAGGGUUGUUGCCAUAUGUGGAGCUCACUGGUUUCCACAUAAAAUCGGAACAGUCGACGCACAAAAAAUUCUACACUAUUCGACGAGAAAAUACUUGCUGGAGCAAUGCGUUGACUUUCGUGGACUGCGUGGAGUCACGUAAGCAGAGGGACAGCGAAUUCAAAGGAACAACCACUGAGUGGAACCAGGGAAAAAACAGAGUGGUCUCUCUAUACAUAUUUUUCCUCUGUGGUCGACUCUGUCCAUAUCUCCUCUGUGACUGUACGUAUUAUACUGACAGUUACGAGGCAGCAAUUUUGUGCAACUCUUCAGCCUCGUUCCCGGAGUAAUAAAUACAGAAACAUUACAUAGAUCAGCUGGCAACUCUCCAUGUUCGUAAGAUUCUUGGCGUUUUGUCACAUAAUUUUUAGUUGUUGCCGGCUAUUUAAUAAAGCCCUGGCUACACGGGCAGUCAUUGUAGUUCAUAUAAUAAAGAUAUUACAAAUAUUCUUUUUAAUAAUUUUAAUAUUUUACUAAACAAUAACUAUGGUUUUAUUCAGUAGACAAAAAGUACUUCCUUGGAACUGGAAUUAAAAUGCUUAGAAUUAAAAUAGAACAUGCAGGAUGUGAAAUUUUAUCGAUUAGCCAAUAAAAUUGCAAAUAUUAAGGGUGUUUGCAUCACAAAGACAUUCUUUAGUUAAACAGGCGUCGUAUUUUAUUACUCGUAUCAGAUAACUUCAUGAUAAUUUAUAAACACGGUUUGUCUGGUGAGGAAACGAAAGUGUUCGUCAAUAGUCUAACGCAGUAUGGCUACUGCACCAGAUCCUGUUCCUGUAAAGCAAAUGGAAACACUCUUAAAGUGUUCUGUUUGUAUGGAGACAUUGACUCAACCGCGGACAUUGUCAUGCUAUCAUUCAUUUUGUAAACACUGCUUGGAGAAUUAUGUUGCCGCUCAGCGCGAGAAGGCAGUUGAAGCUAAAGAGAAAGUACCAGAAAUCUUCGAAUGUCCAUUAUGCCGCACGGAGUUUUCAGUCAAAGAAGGGGAAAAUAUUGGCGAGAAAAUGCCAGCAAACCACUUUAUUAACAACCUGUUGGAAUUGCUCAGCAUACAGCAACAAGCCCAUCAUGUAAAAUGCCAGUCGUGUAAAGCGAACGCUCCUGUAGCCAUCAGAUGCGUGUCGUGUGAUAAAUAUCUGUGUCAGAAAUGUCUACAAGCUCACAACACCUGGCCAGACUUCGAGGAUCAUGUCGUGUUGACGUUGGAAGAACUAUCUAAACCAGAAAACCGAGCGAAGGCGAAAGGUAAACCUCGUUGUGAGAAACAUGACAAAGUUCUGAAGUUUUAUUGUGAAACAUGCAAAAUCCUUGUUUGUCGUUACUGCAUGGAUCUUAAUCACACUCGGCCUGAACAUGCGUGGUUCCCUUUGACAGACGUUGUUGUACAGCACAAAGAAGCGUUAAACGCAUCUUCCAGUAUAUUUCAGAAGGAAAAAAACGAUGCAGCCGAGAGUAAUCGUAAGAUUGAAAAGGCAAUGGAGACCCUGAUGAAAAAUGCUACAAAAGCAAGAGACGCCAUUAAGCAGCAACAACAAAAUAUCCUGAAUGCGUUUACCAAGAAACUCGAGAAAGAAACGACAUCCUUGCUUGACCAAGUUGAGAUGAAAUACAGAGAAGCCAACGAGCUCCUGUUGAAACAACAAACCAACGUGAAAGCUUAUUUCGAAAAAGCAAAAAGUUCGUUGGAUUUUACCAGCAAUAUUCUCUCCGGCGGAAGCGACGAGGUACUCCUUGCUCUCAAACACGAAAUUGAGGAAAAAGCUGGGAGCAUUGAGAAUGAACGACCAGAAUGUAUGGAGCCAAUCCACGAUGGCCUCCUUGAAUAUUAUCCAAAACCGACCAAAGACAUCAUGGAGAAUUUGAAGUUAAACCACAUAGGAAAAAUUGAUAUAGAAGAGUUUCGUUUUAAAGCCCGCAGUUAUCCUUCCUAUACUGCUAAGAAAGUUGAACCUGUUGAAAUCGUAUGUGAAAAAUCAAUCAUCUUGGAGGGUAAAAUUGAACAAGCGAAGCAACUUGUAAAGUGGAUGGAAGAUAAGAAGUUUGGUUGGCAUCUUUGUUAUCGAGCUUCACGUGACGGUUGGGAAGGAAAAGAUUUUCAUGAAAAAUGUGACGAUGUUGGACCUACAGUGAUCUUGGUGAAGUGUGAAACCAACGUCUUUGGUGGUUUUACUGAUCAAAGUUGGAAAGUAACAUCAGAUUUUAAAAAGUAUGAGUAUAAACGUUCCAAGUCGUCAUUUCUGUUUUCCUUAAAAAAUAAGGCGAAUAUGAGCCCCUUCAAGUGCCUGAUGAAAGACGGUCGAAAUGGAAAAGCAAUCUACUGUGAAUAUAAGUUUGGACCAGUCUUUGGUGGUCGUGGUGAUGAUCUGGUAAUCUGCCCUAACGCCAACACAACCCAGGGUUCAUACAGUAGUCUUGGUGGCACAUAUCAACCUCCCCCAGGAUAUGAACCUGGAGCCCCAGAAACCCGAGCUCUCUUGGCGGGCAGCUGCCCAUUCACUCCAUCAGAAAUUGAAGUUUUUUGCACCCGAAUCCUUUAAUUGAUUUUACAUGAUUAAUUACAUUAGAUUUAAUUUUACAUGAAUUACAUCAGAUUUAAAAAGUAUCAUUAAACACGUUAAAUUCGAUUUACUCGUGAUGAUCGGCUUCAGUCCGUCAAAUGUAGCAUAACAACUGCCUUUAAAAAACACUUCUCGAAGUUUCGACUCAAUGGCCUUCGUCAGGAAAAUGUGAUUCACGUAAUUGGUAGGUUACGUGUACAUUAUUGUGUAACCAUAGGAGUCCAGAAAUGUUUUCGUUCUCGUAGCGAUCGCGCGUGUAUACUGUUAUUAUUAUUAAAAUGACUUGGUUUUGUUUUGAGGUACUUAGCUAAGUAUCAUCAGUAUCAUACAAUUUCAAUUUUGACCCAAGAAAUUACGUGCACUGUUUUUUUUUUCUCAAAUUAUGUUGAGAUAAAAGCAGAAAUAAUCGAUAUAGUCAUAGAAUGCGCGCUUCUGUACCUUCCAGUACCUUCUCAGUUAGCAAAUUGACGCCACAUUAGAUAUUCGAAUCUCGAAAUGGCCGAUUUACAAGGGCAAAUUCAACUCUCCCCAUGGCUUUUUCGCAAGAUACACCGCGAUGUUAACGUUACUUUGGCAAAUUUGGAAGUUGGUUGAACGAAGAACCAAGAAUUCAGUAUUCAAGCAUAUUGCACUUUUUGUCGGAUCACUUUUAGUAGAUUAGUGGAAUUUAUAAACUUUAUGGGCUUCUAGCUCUAAAAUAGUAAUCAUGCAAACUAUGUUUUUUAGAAGAAGACAAUUUUUUUGGGGGGUGUGCGUCAAAUUUCCUGUGAAACUUAUAUUACCUAGCUAAAUCCACCACUGGCAACAUGUUCGAAGGCAGUAAUACCGUAACACCCGUCUCCUCCGUUAAAUAUGACGACAGAAUCGAUACAAGAUUGCGAUAGGUAACUCAGUGCGAAGCCAAAUCAAGCCAAACAUAGUCAUAAGGUAG
Molecule: messenger RNA, 4321 nt
Organism: Dendronephthya gigantea
Lineage: Eukaryota; Metazoa; Cnidaria; Anthozoa; Malacalcyonacea; Nephtheidae
Product: E3 ubiquitin-protein ligase TRIM33-like
Exons: 4
Coding region: 1582-3369 (595 amino acids)
Biological process (GO): positive regulation of DNA-templated transcription
Cellular component (GO): chromatin; nucleoplasm
Molecular function (GO): zinc ion binding; ubiquitin-protein transferase activity
Source: RefSeq, a predicted model, not a curated record